Molecule: messenger RNA, 2162 nt
Organism: Brassica rapa (field mustard)
Lineage: Eukaryota; Viridiplantae; Streptophyta; Magnoliopsida; Brassicales; Brassicaceae
Product: zinc finger protein JACKDAW
Cellular component (GO): nucleus
Molecular function (GO): DNA-binding transcription factor activity
Source: RefSeq, a predicted model, not a curated record
UCUUCUUUGGUAUUUUCUUGUCAUUUGGCAUAACCAAAGAGUCAAGCACAUUCAAACAUUCUCAAGCCCUAAAUCCCAAAAGAAACUUAUAUGCUCUUGUUCUUGUUCUCCCUCUACAAACUAAACCCUAAUUAACUAUCUAUUUUGUUUGUAUACUGUUCUAAAUCUCCUGACCACCUUCUUGUUUUCUUGCAAAGUUUUAUAAAAACAAAAAAAACAAAACCCAGUUCUUGUUCUCUAGCUCUGUUUUACAUCAAAAACAAAAAUAUGCAGAUGAUUCCAGGAGAUCCAUUUUCUAUUUCAUCUUCGAUGGGAGGGUUUGUCCAUCAAGAACAGCAUCUUCAUCAUCUUCAGCAGCAUAUCCAGGACAUUAACCCUAAUUCUAACCCUAACCCUAAUGCUAAACCAAACUCUUCAUCAGCUAAGAAGAAGAGAAAUCAGCCUGGCACCCCAGAUCCAGAUGCGGAUGUCAUCGCUCUAUCGCCAACCACCCUCAUGGCAACAAACAGAUUCGUGUGCGAGAUCUGCAACAAAGGAUUUCAAAGGGACCAGAACCUACAACUCCAUCGCCGUGGCCACAACCUUCCAUGGAAGCUGAAGCAACGGUCCAACAAAGAGGUGAUAAAGAAGAAAGUAUACAUAUGUCCUAUCAAGACUUGUGUUCACCAUGAUUCUUCUAGGGCCCUUGGAGACCUCACUGGAAUCAAGAAACACUAUAGCCGCAAGCACGGCGAAAAGAAGUUUAAGUGCGAAAAGUGUUCUAAGAAAUAUGCUGUUCAAUCUGAUUGGAAGGCGCACGCGAAAACUUGUGGCACUCGUGAGUAUAAGUGCGACUGUGGCACGUUGUUCUCCAGGAAAGAUAGUUUCAUUACGCAUAGAGCGUUCUGCGAUGCAUUGACAGAAGAAGGUGCAAGGAUGAGUUCACUUAGUAAUAAUUCAGCGAUCUCUACAACAACGAUGACGACGAAUCUUAACUUUGGAAAUGAUUCACAUGUUAUGAAUAAUUCAAAUCUUCCACAUGGAUUUGUCCACCGAGGAGUUCAUCAUCCCGACAUUAAUGCUGCUAUCUCUCAGUUCGGUUUAGGGUUUGGACAUGACCUAACUGGAAUGCAUCCGCAAGGUUUAUCCGAGAUGGUACAAAUGACCUCCUCUGGGAACCACCAUCUCUUUCCGUUGUCUUCAUCAUCAGUCCUCCCUGACUUUUCCGGCCACCACCACAACCAACAAUUCCAAAUUCCCACUACUUCCACAAACCCUAAUCUCACCUUAUCAUCAUCCUCAACAUCACAACAAACCUCAGCUUCACUACCAUCACUACAGCAACAACACCAAACCCUGAAAGACUCUUCUUUCUCCCCACUCUUCUCAUCCUCCUCCGAAACCAAACAAAACAAGCCUCUCUCUCCAAUGUCUGCCACUGCUCUCUUACAAAAAGCUGCACAAAUGGGAUCCACUAGAAGCAACUCCACCACGGCUCCGUCCAUCUUUGCCGGCCCUACAAUGACGUCAUCCUCAUCCGCCGCUUCUCCUCCACCUCGAUCAUCUUCUCCAAUGAUGAUCCAACAACAGCUCAACAACAACUUCAACACUAAUGUCCCAAGAGAGAUCCAUAAUCUUGCUCCUCCUAGCAGUGGUGUAACCACGAGUAGUGUAGAUAAUAACCAUCGAUUUCAAUCAAACCGGUCAGGUAUAACCCCGGUUCAGCAGAUGGGUCUAACCCGGGAUUUUCUUGGAGUGAGCAACGAGCACCACCCUCACCAAACUGGUCAUCGUCCGUUUUUGCCUCAGGAACUCGCAAGGUUUGCUCCAUCGGGUUGAUAGAUUGUCUUAUGUUAUUAGAUCUGAUCCACUACAUAUGUGGACUGUGAAUCAAGAGAGAGAUGGGGGGACAAUUUUUGGGGUUUAGGACUGGAAGUUUCUUUGAGAAGACAAGUCUAAGAAUCAUACCCCCCUUGUGAAGCGGUCGGAAUGUAGGGACAAAGGUUGACAAGACAUCGUCAUACAUUAUAUGUUAUGUACUUUUAAUAUGUUCAUGAUGAUCAUCAUAUAUGUAUACCAUGACAUGCAUGGGUUUGUAUUUCGCGAUAUUGUCGUUUCGUAAAUGUUAUUUGUUUUCGUUAUUACAAUUAUUGGGAUAUUCAAGUAUUUGGUCCGUAUAAUUA